Eublepharis macularius is the source of this 871-nucleotide messenger RNA. RefSeq names its product actin related protein 2/3 complex subunit 3 (gene ARPC3). Bases 122 to 658 code for a protein of 178 amino acids. Gene Ontology annotation, biological process: Arp2/3 complex-mediated actin nucleation; regulation of actin filament polymerization. Gene Ontology annotation, cellular component: cytoskeleton; Arp2/3 protein complex. Gene Ontology annotation, molecular function: actin filament binding. Lineage: Eukaryota; Metazoa; Chordata; Lepidosauria; Squamata; Eublepharidae. The record is from RefSeq and is a predicted model, not a curated record. The transcript has 7 exons.
UCCUGCCUUGGGUGGAACAGGAAGGGGGUUGUUGCCUUUUGCAAGAUCUGCAGCUUUGCUAGCUGGAAAAGGGAGACCGUCCCGUCGUUUCCUCGGAUCGGUUGGACUGCAGCCGCCCAAUAUGCCGGCCUAUCAUUCGACGCUGAUGGAUCCCGACACCAAACUGAUUGGAAACAUGGCCCUGUUGCCCAUUAAAAGUCAAUUCAAGGGGCCGGCACCCAGAGAAACCAAAGACACAGACAUUAUCGAUGAAGCGAUCUACUACUUCAAAGCAAACGUCUUCUUUAAAAAUUAUGAAAUCAAGAAUGAGGCUGACAGAACCCUGAUCUACAUAACCCUCUACAUCUCAGAAUGCUUGAAAAAACUGCAGAAGUGUAAUUCCAAAGGCCAGGGAGAAAAAGAAAUGUACACCUUAGGGAUCACAAAUUUCCCCAUCCCGGGAGAACCAGGAUUUCCACUCAACGCUCUCUACGCCAGGCCCAGCAACAAGCAGAACGAUGAGGUGAUGAGAGCUUAUUUGCAGCAACUGAGGCAAGAAACUGGGCUGAGGCUUUGCGAAAAGGUCUUUGACCCCCAGAGCGACAAGCCUAGCAAGUGGUGGAUAUGUUUUGUGAAGAGGCAGUUCAUGAACAAGAGCCUGUCAGGCCCAGGGCAGUGAAGAGGGGCGUGACGAGCUGUUCUGCUAAAGCACUUUGCUGCCAGAUGUACAAAAUGUUUCCUCUGUUUUAAUAUAUGUUUUCUACUGAGAGAGAAUAAUCGCUUCUGUGGAAAGAAAGGCCACCGACAGCAUGAAACGUGGAAGGAAAAUCAUGUGCAAAGCUUCUUGUUGAGUUGGAGCUUAACGUUGGGUGAUGAUAAUAAAAAAAAUGGU